AUGGAGACUCUAGGAUCCGGCAGUUUCGGACAUAUUAGCAGAGCAAUAAGUCGGUUCGAUCACAAAGAGUACGCCCUGCGAAGAUGGCCCCGAGACAAACGCAAGAAGGAUGCAGAGAAGGCAGAGAUUAACCGGACUGUCAACGAAAUUAAGGUGCUCAGGCAUCUCAAUCACCGACAUAUCGUUACAUUUGCUGGAAGCUACACGGACCUCAAAUUCAUUAGCUGCGUUGUAGCUCCUGUUGCCGAAAUGGACCUGGGUCAGUAUCUAGACCGGGUCCAAGCCACCGACUACCGAACUCUUCAAUCAUUCUUCGGGUGCUUAGCUAUAGCUGUACAGUAUCUGCACGACAAGAAGAUCAGGCAUGGUGACAUAAGAGCAGGAGCAAUCCUUGUUCAUGGGGGUACAGUGCAGUUGAGCUCAUUCGGUUCAGCUUACGAUUUCACCAAUGCUGUCGACAGUACCACUACGGUCCCGCAGGCAUAUUCACUUCGCACAUGCGCACCUGAACUUGUGUACUUGGUGCACCAGAUGGGUGAUACGAAGUCUGACAUUUGGAGUCUGGGCGUUGUGUUCCUGGACAUGGUUGUUGCUUUGAAGGGCAAGAGACUGGAUGACACAAACGCAUAUUUCCAACAACAUGGAUCUAAGGAUAUACAUAUCCAUGCGAACAUUGCAGCGUUGUCAGACUAUCUCGAGGAGCUCGGAAAAAACGGAGAAGCCAUCGGCAAUCCACCUCUAGCCUGGAUUCCCGAUAUGCUCUCGGAGGACUCCGAUCUGCGACUAGAUGCACCGAAUCUGGUGAAGCGCAUUGCUGGGGCCGGUAUGACUUAUCACAAUCCUUUCUUUGGAGGAUGCUGUCUGCCUUGAGAUGAUUGAUUGUGGGUCGGAUAUAAAGGCUCAUGAUAGCGUGGCCCUGCAACUCGAGUGCUGUAUAGAUCGCAGGCAAUAGCGUUUGUUCAUGUACCU
Messenger RNA from Macroventuria anomochaeta, 969 nucleotides. RefSeq names its product kinase-like protein. The coding region runs from base 1 to 870 and encodes 289 amino acids. Gene Ontology annotation, cellular component: nucleus; cytoplasm. Gene Ontology annotation, molecular function: protein serine/threonine kinase activity; ATP binding. The transcript has a single exon. Gene Ontology annotation, biological process: mitotic DNA damage checkpoint signaling; protein phosphorylation. The record is from RefSeq and is a predicted model, not a curated record. Lineage: Eukaryota; Fungi; Ascomycota; Dothideomycetes; Pleosporales; Didymellaceae.